UCUCCACAGAGGUUCCCGCGGCCCCUGACGGCCCCCUCCGCUCCUCUCUUGCAGACUUCUCCACCCAGGUGAACUCCUCGUCCCUCAGCUCCCCCUCCGGCCGGGGCCCCAUGGCCGCCCCCUCGCUGCACCCCUCGCUGGGGCCCGGCAUCGGCGCGCCCCUGGGCUCCCCGGGACAGCUGCAGUCGCCCAUGAGCACGCUGGGCUCCCCCAUCAACGGCAUGGGCCCGCCCUUCUCCGUCAUCAGCCCCCCCGUGGGCCCCCACUCCAUGUCGGUGCCCACCACGCCCACGCUGGGCUUCGGCACGGGCAGCCCACAGCUCAGCUCCCCCAUGAACCCCGUCAGCAGCAGCGAGGACGUCAAGCCCCCGCUGGGCCUCAACGGCGUGCUCAAGGUCCCGGCCCACCCCGCUGGGAACAUGGCGUCCUUCACCAAGGGAGGUGGGCAACGGGAGGCCGUGCCUGCAGCUCAGAGCAGCCGACCUCAGCGCCGCCCGAGCCUCGUGGGCUGGGUGGCAGGCCCUGACCUGCGCCACCCCGCAGACUCCAAGGGGCUGUCCAACCCCGCCGAGGUGGAGGCGCUGCGGGAGAAGGUGUACGCGUCCCUGGAGGCCUACUGCAAGCACAAGUACCCCGAGCAGCCUGGCAGGUUCGCCAAGCUGCUGCUGCGUCUGCCAGCCCUGCGCUCCAUCGGCCUCAAGUGCCUGGAGCACCUCUUCUUCUUCAAGCUCAUCGGGGACACGCCCAUCGACACCUUCCUCAUGGAGAUGCUGGAGGCGCCCCACCAGAUGACCUAGGCGGACCUCGCUGUGCCCUCUCAGCCCCGCGGCCGCGGCCCCUGGGACC
Condylura cristata (star-nosed mole) is the source of this 846-nucleotide messenger RNA. RefSeq names its product retinoid X receptor, alpha (gene RXRA). Bases 111 to 797 code for a protein of 228 amino acids. The transcript is spliced from 5 exons. NCBI's taxonomy places the organism in Eukaryota, Metazoa, Chordata, Mammalia, Eulipotyphla, Talpidae. The record is from RefSeq and is a predicted model, not a curated record. Gene Ontology annotation, molecular function: retinoic acid-responsive element binding; nuclear receptor activity. Gene Ontology annotation, cellular component: RNA polymerase II transcription regulator complex. Gene Ontology annotation, biological process: positive regulation of transcription by RNA polymerase II; cell differentiation; anatomical structure development.